This is a messenger RNA of Ostreobium quekettii, 780 nucleotides long. Lineage: Eukaryota; Viridiplantae; Chlorophyta; Ulvophyceae; Bryopsidales; Ostreobiaceae. The record is from the annotation of a GenBank genome assembly.
AUGUUCGACACCAUUUACAACAGGAUCAACCAGAUGGAGGACAUGCUGGCAAUGGUGCACGACGGUGUCAAGAGUUCCACUGCCUUGUUGGGUGAAGGUAACCCCCUUGCAGACAUUGCAGACGACAGGGACUUUUUCCAUAGCAAGCUGGGGGUGCUGCACAGGCAUGCAGCUGACAUCCGGGCAGAAAUCAGGAACAACCCGAACAUCACACAGGAAAAAGUGGAGCAGUGGGCGCCUGAACACAAAAAGGCCCUGGAUGAGAAGCUUCUAGCAGCAGAGAAGGUCCUGAAGCGGGUUGAUGAGCACUACUCGGCAGAGGGGAAAAAGAUUGAUGCAGCAGAGUAUGAAGAACUCUUGCAUGCCGUGACAGCUGCUUUCUUGACACCUACGGAGCCAGGCACACGCAUAGAGAAAGUCACUACCGAACUGGCAGAGGCCCACGAUGACCUUCCUGACACCCAGUCCUCCAUCACCCGCCUGCAGUCUGCAAUCAACAAUCUGGACGAGCUUUCAAAGAAGAACGAGCAGCUGUCAGCGCAAAUGAAGGACCGACGGGCUCAUUGGAACACGGAGUACAUCAAAAUCCUCCAGCGCUCUCGGCAGAACCAAAGGACUGCCCAUGUCAACGCACUUGAGAACAUGCCAGAGCAUUGCAUCAAAGAGCACACUGGUCUAGAGUACAUGGGAUUUGGGGGGCUGGGUGUGGCCUUGUCUCAGCUGAUAUCUAUCUAUUUCACCUUGUGCCUUCAAUUCCGGAUUCCUCUGAAAACGGAUUGA